AUGGAAAAGAAUAAUGAUAAAAUUCAUUUGGAGAAGAGAACUUUGGAAGAAAAACUGAAGGAUUUGAAAGAAAAGAAGAGUGGCCAAAAGGGUAAUGUAGCUUUUGGUUCAGGAAAAGGAAAUGUGAAUAUUGUGUCUGAAAAGGAAGAUGAAUUGAAUACAAAAUUGACAAAGGAACAAAAAGCUGAACAAGCGAAACGUGAUGGAUUGUUGCAUGAGCUCAAUUCUAUUAAUGCGAAGAUUAAUGCUUAG
This is a messenger RNA of Lactuca virosa, 252 nucleotides long. The record is from the annotation of a GenBank genome assembly. NCBI's taxonomy places the organism in Eukaryota, Viridiplantae, Streptophyta, Magnoliopsida, Asterales, Asteraceae.